Messenger RNA from Fonsecaea nubica, 2439 nucleotides. RefSeq lists its product as hypothetical. Gene Ontology annotation, molecular function: protein binding. Bases 1 to 2439 code for a protein of 812 amino acids. The transcript has 6 exons. The record is from RefSeq and is a predicted model, not a curated record. NCBI's taxonomy places the organism in Eukaryota, Fungi, Ascomycota, Eurotiomycetes, Chaetothyriales, Herpotrichiellaceae.
AUGGCGAGCUUCGAGAAGAGCCUUGACAAGAUAAAACAUGAUCCGAGUAACCCAAAGCUUCAAAGAGUGUGGAAGAAGGUCAGGGCAACUGUGGCAGAAAAGUCACUCACUGCCAUGUGGCACAAGCUGAACUAUCACUGCAGCGUGCUGCAGUUGCAACUCAAUCUUCUACAAAGCCAUUUACAAUAUCACAGUAAUGCUACAUUGGACUGCAAAGCCCAAAUCCACGAAAUACGAGAUACCUUGUCCACGGGUGCUUUACAAGUCUCCUCUUUCAAUGACAAUGUGCAGAACAUCAAAGUUUCGGUGGAGGAGGUCGUCCGGAGCACCGUUGCAACUGUCAACCAUAACAUCGGGCAGACAUCAGGAGCGACCACCGCGCAAUUGCAAAACAUAUCCACUCUUCUGGAGGCACUUCAAGACCAGGUUUCGGGAAAUUCAGCUCGCUUAACUGGUCCUCAACAAGCUGGAGCCAUGCCACAAGAAGACAACUCGCCACCUGCUCCCUCCAACACACCCACUGGGAUGAAUGCGAACCUAAGGAAGUGCCUUGCCAGGUUAUGCGAACUAGAAUCCCGGCAUCCAGACACGAUGCUCUACGAGGAAGCAGAAACCAUUAUCGAGGAUCUGGAAUACUUUCUAUCAGCGCUGUUUGAGCUCAAGCAGAGUGAGGAUUUGGAUUCCGGGACCGGGGAGGAAAUGAAGGAAGAGAGUCAAUGUACUGCGACAAUCACACGCCGUGACAUGAAGCGUAUGCGCGGUCUUGUUUCAGCGGCUGCUACUGUAGGGGUGAACCAAGCCCCAAAACGGUCCACUGCAACCCAGCGCGGAAAAGUCGUUCAAACGCAUCGCACUAUCGAGCUUGUCCUGCCAGGUUGUAAGACGAGCAUCACUGUCAACAAAAGGGCGUUCCAAAAAUGCUCCGAUCCUUCCAGGCAGGGGAAACUUACCACCGGUCCACACACGGAAGAAUUCUUCGCCAUUGUUAAAGCUUCCAUAGAGGAUGCUGAAUCACCCGCCGUCCUUGUUGCAUAUCUGCACCAGAUCCAGUCCGACAAUGGGUUUUAUUCCAUGAACCCUGUGGUUUCUAUUGGUAGAAUUGUACCUACUGGUUCUGCAAUCUUUGAAAUUGUGAGCCGAGGCGAUGUUGAAGGACUCCGGAGGCUCCUUGCACUUGGAGAGGGGUCUCUGAGAGAUAGGGAUCCCAGGGGGACUCCUCUCUUACAUUACGCUGCUGCAGGAGCUACAACAACGACCCAUGGCGAUAUGUGCAAGUUUCUCAUUCAGCAUGGAGCAGACGUUGACGAGAUGGCCGAGGACCCUAGGCAGACAACUGGACAUUCAAGGACGCCAAUGUGGUUGACACGCAAGGUUGGCCUUUCUUGGGAGUCCAUCACAGAGUUCGUUCGUCUCUUUCUGGAGGCUGGAGCGGAUCCUAAUCCAAUAGUCUACGACUACGUAAAUGUACCAGACUUCAGAUACGAGCUAACUUUUGACGAUGAUGCUUUAAGGCUGGUACUGAACAACUCAAUACCAUUUAUUGAUGUCGAGAGCAGAGACAGUGCAGGUCGCACAAUGUUACUGUCUUUUGCCUCAAAGUGUACCGACUUCAAGGACCCCGUAUCUUUGUUUAAUCUCCUCCUUGCGAAAGGUGCCGAUAUCAUCGCUCGAGAUGGACAGGGGAGAAAUUGUCUUCGACUCGCGCUCGAAUCCUUGUGGGCAGUAGAAAACGCCGAUGAUGUCCGCCAAUGCCUCAUUCUAUUGAUCCAAAGAGGUGCAGAUAUCCACUCUGUAGAUGAGGAUGGAGUCUCAAUAUCCGACUAUGCCUAUCAAAAUCCAACCGAGAAAGAAAUGGGCUCCUGUCAAGCCGACCUGUGGGAUGCAGCACUAUCGGAGUGCGGGUACAACGUGCGCCAGACACGCCUGGGGUACCACCGAGUGCCGCAAUAUAUUGACGAGUAUGUUGACGGAUGUUUCGAGACAAGCUUUUGCAAUCUCGAAUACCAGCCAAAAGCUUUUCGAGAGUUCUGGAAAGGCCGGGAAGACGCUUGUCCGUAUUACCACGAUCCGCCUGUUUGGUGUCCGCGGAGUACCUUGCUUUCUGGAUCAUGUCCCUUUGGUGGACUUGACUGGCUCUGUCCCGGUCCGGAAGCAAAAUCCAAUCGAUGCCCCAGCAGCGUCUUUGCACCUGGACAACGACUGAACGAGUCAGAAAGCGAUGAUCUCUAUGGAGGUGAUGGCGUUAUUCGACAAGAUAGCGAAGACAGUAAUUGCAGCGUAAAAGCAAAACUCUUCAACAUCGACGACUCCGAGCCAAGCGACCAGAGCCUGGGGCGGGAGAAUAUGAAUGCCGAGAGUUCCGAAGGGCACGACAGGACAUUAUCAGACGUGGCCCGGAUCUGGGAGAUGGAAGAAAAAGCAGAAGAUCUUGCAGCAUAG